Austrofundulus limnaeus is the source of this 3695-nucleotide messenger RNA. RefSeq names its product DEAH (Asp-Glu-Ala-His) box polypeptide 32b (gene dhx32b). The transcript is spliced from 11 exons. Bases 253 to 2475 code for a protein of 740 amino acids. The record is from RefSeq and is a predicted model, not a curated record. NCBI's taxonomy places the organism in Eukaryota, Metazoa, Chordata, Actinopteri, Cyprinodontiformes, Rivulidae. Gene Ontology annotation, cellular component: spliceosomal complex; intracellular anatomical structure. Gene Ontology annotation, molecular function: RNA binding; helicase activity.
UGUGUGUGUGUGUGUGUGUGUGUGUGUGUUCUGUUGAUGACUGAAAUCAUUCUGUGGGAUUAGUGGCCACAUGACGACACUGGGCUGGGCUCCCAGAGAGCCUUUCACUUUGGCUCGACUUGCAGAAAGCUUGUAUCAGUGCUUGCCGUAGAGCCGGUACACUGAGUGCUAGAGCUUCCCCACCCCACCAACUUCAUUUUGAGCGGAUCUGUAAAUGAAGAGGGCAGCGGACAGGCCGGGAGCUCGUUUGCGAUGGCKCAGGACAUCUCGAGUUUAAGUGGAGAGGACUACUUGGAGGGGAAGUCGCCCUGUUGCUCAGACUCGGAGGCUGUGAGUCAGGGCGACAGAGACUAUGAUGACAUCUUGGAGCUCAAUCAGUUUGAUGGACUGCCUUACUCCUCUAGGUUUUACAAGCUGCUGGAAGAAAGGAAAGAGCUGCCAGUGUGGAGGGCUAAGGGUGAAUUUAUGGACUCUUUGGCCAAAGGGCAGUUUGUGGCUGUCAACGGUUUUGCUAAAACUGGAAGGAGCUCUCAAAUUCCUCAGUGGUGUGCUGAGUUCUGCCUGUCAGUCCAGUUCCAGCAUGGUAUGGUCGUGUGCACUCAGAUUCAUCCACAGCAGGCAGUGGAUCUCGCCCUAAAAGUGGCCGAUGAGAUGGACGUCAACAUUGGCCAUGAAGUCGGGUACACCAUCCCUUUAGAAACAUGCUGCUCUGAUGACACUAUCCUCAGGUAUUGCACGGAUGACGUGCUCCUGAAGGAGAUGAUGUCAGACCCUUUGCUCAUGCGCUACGGCGUGGUGGUGGUGGAUCAGGCCCACCAGAGGACCGUAGCCACCGAUGUGCUCCUGGGUUUGUUGAAGGGCAUUGCCCUGCAGAGGCCCGAGCUCCACUUGGUCCUUCUAUCAGCURUCAAACCAAGCCCCAGGCAGCUGGCGCUCUUCACCGGGUCCCCGCUGCCGGUGAUCCACCUGGAGGCCCCCGGCRUUGGGGAGGUGGUGCACAGCAGCACGGGCGACAACUACUUCUGCUCUGCUCUCCAACUCGUGCUGGAGAUCCACCGGUCUGAGGAGCAGGGGGAUGUGGUCGUGUUUCUGGUUACAACGCAGGAAAUAGACCUGGCCUAUGACAUCCUGUGUCACGAGGGCCGCAGCGCUAUGUCUGAUCGGGGUGAGCUGCUGCCGAUCGCCGUGCACCCUGGUCAGCCUGGGACUUUACCCGUUUUAGGGGAGGAGGAGGAGGCCCACCGGACACGAAGAGUGUUUCUCACAUGCAGCCCUAACGAGGAUUUCUUCUGGGCUGUUAACUCAAUAAACUUUGUUGUUGAUGCUGGACUGGAGAGAAGACAUAUUUAUAACCCCAGGAUCAGAACAAACUCAGUCAUCAUCCAGCCAAUCAGCACAGGUCAGAGCGAGUGCCGCAAACAGCUAACRGGUCCAACAGGCAAGUGUUUUUGUCUGUACCCAAAGGAGAGGCAGCUGCCUGCUGAGAUCCGCCCUCGUAUCGUGGAGUCUGACAUCACCUCCACCGUGCUCUUCCUCAAAAGGAUGGAGAUUGCCGGACUGGGUCACUGUGACUUUAUUGACAGGCCAGAUCCUGGAGGUCUGAUGCAGGCUUUGGAAGAACUGGAUUACCUCGCAGCUCUGGAUAAUGAUGGGAACCUGUCUGAGAUGGGCAUCAUUAUGUCAGAAUUCCCCUUAGAGCCCCAGAUGGCCAAGACCGUGCUGGCCUCCUGUGAGUUCGACUGUGUCAGCGAGGUGGUCAUCAUAGCUGCCAUGCUAACAGCUCCUUCUUGCUUCACGGUUCCCCCCGUGGAACUGAAACCAGACGCCACCCAGUGCUACAUGAAGUUCCAGCACCCAGAGGGGGACCACUUUACCCUCAUCAACAUCUACAAGUCCUUCAAACAGUGCCAGCAGGAUCCAUACUGUAAUGAGGAGAAAUGGUGUCAGGAUUUAUUCCUAAACUACAAAGCUCUAAUGAUGGCCGACGCUCUUCGGACUGAGCUCACAGAUACUCUGAAGAGGAUCGAGCUGCCUGUCUCGGCGCCCGCCUUCGGCUCCCGGGUCAACACCAUGAACAUUAGGAGAGCCCUACUCGCAGGUUUCUUUAUGCAGGUGGCGCGGGAUGUGGAUGGAUCAGGGAACUACUUUAUCCUGACCCAUAAGCACGUGGCACAGAUCCACCCUCUCUCCACCUACAGAGCCAAGAGCCCAAAGCCCAGCCUGCCGGAGUGGAUUCUGUUCCACGAGCACACCUUCUCGGUGGACAACUGCCUCCGCACCGUGACUCCCAUCACAUCAGAGGAGUUCAUUCGAAUGGCACCACAGUACUUUUUCUACAAUUUACCAACCAGCGAGAGCAAAGACAUCCUCCAAAACAUUUUGAACCACGAAGCUAAUCGGUACAGAGAGGACAAGCGUUCUUCACCAGAGGAACCCCGGGAGAACCAGACUUCUGAUCGCUGUGUAAUACAGUGACUGACAGACCUGAUGCUCAAAGAAAUUGAAGGACGUUCUGUGCUAUUUUGGACAGCUGAAUUUUCUGAUUUUUCAAGGAUUUUCUUAAUGAUGUUCAGCAUUUACUUAGGUAGAGUUCACUAUUUAAAAAAUAACUUUUUUUCCUCUCUAAGUCGGGCUUAAAAGUUUAAGUUACACAUCCUGUUGAAUCUUCUCAAUCUCUACCAUUUAGCUCCGCUUUCCCAUUGUUUUUACUGGAUUUUACCUUCAGCUGGGUGUCCCGACAUACCUGCCCCGCAGAGGGUCAACUUUUGAUUAAUGAGGUGCACGGACRUUUUGGACACGCAGGCAGCUCCAUCUGCUGUGGAUCCACUCCAAUAACAGCGGGGUCAACCAGUUCACCAACGCCACAGCGAACACAKCGUGCCCUCUUCUCAGCCACACCGGCUGAACCCAUACACAAGGACAACUGCUAAUUUGCCGAGGCGAAGCGCUGCCAGUUAAAAAAAAUCUUACCCGGAAUUGUGUUAAAUGUGCUCGUUAUUCACGUGAAAAUACUUUGCUUUAUCUCGUGUCUAGACAGGGGCAAUCAUAAAGCAAAGUACGAUGUUUUAUUAAGAUAAACCACCCACAGAAUUGAUGUGAAAUAUCCUUCAAACUUUUUAUUCUCAAAGCCAAACAUGCAAAAACAUUAAUUCACAUUUAUACACGCAUCAUUUGAAAGAUCAGCAGCGUGAAUUUGCAUUGGAAGUUGCUUAAAUAUUGCAGUUUUUAAAGCAAAUAGUUUCUCUUUUCUGUUUUAUUACCAGAAUAAUGUUGAAAACACUCAAACAUGUUGAACCUAAUCUAAAUCGUUCUCUACUGAUGCACUAUGUAGAAAAUUUAGAGAUGGCUUUACAUCUUUUUAAACUAAAUGAGACAAUCCCAGAGCUUUUGGUUUGGUUCAGUCAAAAUAGAAUUGUUUCCACAGAAACUUCACAUGUGACCAAAAAUCUGUUUUAAUAAGGAAAACUAAAAAUAUUAUUCUGAAUGUACAUAUCUACACAAAAAUAUACAAGUCAAAACGUGUGAUGAAGAUGUUUUAACGUAUUUUAAAAGGCGCAGGAGGUGAUUUUCAAAAAAAAAAAUAGUAACUGUCUCCUGAGUUUGUGCUUGUUAAUAUCUGUUAUUAAAAUGUUUUCUGAUAAUUUUUAAAAGAAGUCUAUAAGAAAGCAGAGUCAAAGUUCUAAUAAGCAAGUAAA